Messenger RNA from Lagopus muta (rock ptarmigan), 6665 nucleotides. It is a transcript of the gene RSU1, whose product is annotated as Ras suppressor protein 1. The coding region runs from base 200 to 961 and encodes 253 amino acids. Gene Ontology annotation, molecular function: protein binding. The record is from RefSeq and is a predicted model, not a curated record. Lineage: Eukaryota; Metazoa; Chordata; Aves; Galliformes; Phasianidae. The transcript has 9 exons.
GCCCAACUGACUCUUGCCAAAAAUAGUCAAAGUCUAAAAUUAGGGUAAAUUAUCAAACCCAUUCUUUAAAAAAAACACAAAACAGGAAGAAAGUAACUCACUGUUGUCCUCUAGCAUCUUAUGUGAGCAACCACAAGAGAAAUACCACUGCAGAGCUAUUAAAGUGAAGGUCUUUAAAGGAGAGAGCUGUUGUCGAGACAUGUUUCUGUCUUGGAAGGCCAUGUCCAAGUCGCUGAAGAAGAUCGUGGAGGAGAGCCGGGAGAAGAACCAGCCCGAGGUGGACAUGUGCGACCGCGGCAUCUCCAACAUGCUGGACGUGCCCGGCCUGUUUACCUUGUCUCAUAUCACACAGCUGGUUUUGAGUCACAACAAGCUUACAACUGUGCCAGCAAACAUCGCAGACCUGAGAAACAUAGAAGUGCUCAACUUUUUCAACAACCAGAUUGAGGAGCUGCCUACACAGAUUAGCAGCCUUCAGAAGCUCAAACACCUGAAUCUUGGCAUGAACAGAUUAAAUACCUUGCCAAGGGGGUUUGGAUCUUUACCAGCACUGGAGGUUCUUGACUUGACUUACAACAAUUUAAAUGAAAAUUCUCUACCUGGAAACUUCUUCUAUCUGACCACCCUGCGUGCACUCUAUCUAAGUGACAACGAUUUUGAAAUCCUGCCGCCAGAUAUUGGGAAGCUCACAAAGUUGCAGAUACUGAGCCUUAGAGACAAUGACCUGAUAUCACUGCCUAAAGAAAUUGGGGAGCUCACUCAGCUUAAGGAACUUCAUAUCCAGGGAAAUCGUCUUACUGUGUUGCCCCCAGAACUAGGUAAUUUGGAUUUGACUGGUCAAAAGCAAGUCUUCAAAGCAGAGAACAAUCCCUGGGUGACCCCUAUAGCUGACCAGUUCCAGCUGGGAGUGUCUCAUGUUUUUGAGUACAUUCGAUCAGAAACAUACAAAUACCGUUCCUAGUUUGGAUCCUGGUUUGGAUGCUGCAGUGCAGAGCAUUCCAGUGAGUCCUGAGGAAAGUCGUGCAUUGAUCUGACAGCAGAGUUGAAGGAUCAUUACUGCUGAGCAAGGCAAGAAAUUGUAAACGUGUCACAUGAGCACAACAGUGUCUGUAGCAAGCUGGAUUUAUGCAUCCUGGUAGAAAGAGGAAAAUCUUUCCACUUCUAGCUGUGGGACACAGCAUCCAGUGAGCCUGUCCUUGUGUUCUGUUGAGUUCUAGAGUGUUGGAAUUACUGCACUGCUGUCUGAGUUAUAUUUCUUUGUGUGACAAUUGAACUUUCAAGCUGUGGUAACCAGCCAAGUGUCAACAACGACACAGAGCACACAGCAAAGAUGCAAGAAAGUAAUGUUUAAGAUUGGUUUUCUGGAAGAAGACUGGCAAUGUUAGACUGAGGAUCCCUGAUGGAGAGGAAUUAUUUCUACCAGUGAUGAGGACAGUCUGUUCCUCAGUUCUUUGCCCACUGUCAGCCCACAGUAUGGCCCAGCAGCAUCUCCUUUCAUGUCAGGUACUUACAGGUGUGUCUUCACCUCUGAUGCAGAAAGGUAUUUCACACCUGUGCUGCAGCUGUUGUAUCUGGGUGAUGCUCCACAUAAUCCUUGCUCCUUGAGAAGUCUGUUGUGCAGUCCUUGAAGCUUCCUGGUCUCCAGACUGCCAGGAACCUCUGCUGGUGGUCAGCCUGGAGCCCUUCCAUCUAUGCAGAACUCAUGCACGCUGGAGAGGACUUGCACAUCAUUUGUUGGAGUGAAGUUUUGAGCACAUUUCUUUAACAGAUGGUUUUAGUUGCACGUGUGAAAAUAACUGCAUUUUCAUGUUUAGGGAUAAUCAGUCAAAUUCCAUGCGGCACACUCAUGUGCAGCCAAAAAGGAGGCAAAAUUGCUUCACAGCCAUGGCAGGAGUGGAGAGCUGGGGACUUGUCCCCUGCCAGAAGGAACCCAGCUGUCCUGCGGGAAGGCACAGUGGUCACAGGUGGCAGCGGUAGGCACUUGACUCUGCUCACACUGUCAUUUAGCCAAGAGGAGACCCAGACACUUGUUUAUGUUAAACUCUUCAAGCGAAUGUAUUUGUGUUGGUUUUUUUUGUGUGUGUGUGUCUUUUCUUUAUACAGCUUUUAUGAAAAAAAAAAUAAAAAAAGAGCAAAUGAAACAGCAGGUAUGACAAGUAGCAAUUUUAAAAUCUUACCUCCAGUCUUUCAGCCUUCAUUCCUGCCAAAACGUAUCUAGAAACAAAUGGAAUGAUUUGUCUGAUGUUGGACUUGACCUGAGGAUUUCCUGUAGGGAAAUAAGUCACAAGGAAAUGUCUCAGAGAGCUAACUAUCAGCUCUUUAGAGGAAAACAAAAAAGGUUGCAGAGUUAGUGCUAAACUCUUCAGAGGUUUCAGCUUGUUAUUUUUGCUCAGUGUACGUGUGGCGUGCACUGCUUUUUAUAUUUUAAAGCACACAUCUCUGUGCAUGACACAAGGACAGCAUCAGAAGACAGGCAGCAGCAGGGGUUUGAGUGGAUCCCGCAGUGAUAGGAAUGGUGGCAAUGGAGGCUUGGGUGCUAGAUGAAAGCCUUUUUAUUUGCAAGCUGACUGGCAGCUAGUAUUAAACAGUUGAUCUCCUGUCCCUUAUAUUAGCCAGUGUAAGGAUGCCGCUGGCAGAUUGCCCAGACAAAAAUGGCAUCGUAGUAGCUAAGGAAAUUUCUCUAGGAAAAAUUAUUGUUAUUCAGGUUAACCUCUAUUUUCAGAUUCACAGUUAUAAGUAAGGCUUAACCCAAGAAUCUCAAGAAAAAGAUCUCACCCCAUUGAGUGCAAGGGAUGGAAAUUUAUCUGUAGUGUGAAUUGAAGCUGGAAGUUCACCUGUGUGCUUCCACAUGUACCUGUAAAAAAAAACAGCAACACUUCUUCCUUCCCCCGCUCUGUCACAUGCCAGGUGUUCUUACACUGUCUUGUUUGGCUGUUUCUUUGUUUUCUGGUGUUUUCCUGUGAACAAAGGAAACAUGCCUGAUUUAUGCAUACACCCCUAUUUGGGCACCAUAUUUCUAGAUGUUCAGAUUCAGCCCGUUGCAGGCAGCAUAACUGAGGCACUGAGAACACUGAGUGCCUGUUACUUGGCCAGGAAAACUUCAUAGAGGUCACUUUUGCUGCCAUCACAGCAGAAGAAAAUUGUGAAACCUGGGAAUUUCAUUCAACACAGAAAAUAAUUAGAGGCUUCAAGACAAUCAGCAGGACUCAAAUUCCUUAGCAAUUUCAGGAGCAGACAGAGGAUAUGAGUUUGGGUAUAUUAACCCACUGUAUCUCAGCAGAAGCUUAUCAUCUUGCCUAACCUGAUGGUAUAAAAGUUAGCAUCACUUUGUCUGAUUCAGUCCCCCUAGAUGCAGAAAAGUGUGUGUGUGGGGGGAGUACUAAACCAUGAUUGAGCUCUUGAAAACAAGUAACAAUUUGUAGCUCUGCAGAUGCUCAGUGUAAGAUCAGUUGUUAUUAUGACAGUACAGGGAUUGGUAUUAAACACUGCCAAAAAUAUAUUGGAUCGUAUAUAUACAUAUAUAUGUAUAUGUAUAAAAAAAAUAGAGCUUUCAACUUAUCUGUUUUUCAGCUAUCACAAAGAAAUGUGAAGCACUUGUUCCCAGGUCUCAAGCUGGACAUCUGCAUGAAUUGCGAUGUUACUGUAAAUAUUUCUCAGCAAGGGCAGGUAGACGCUAUUGGAAAAGCCAGAACAAAUUCUUAAGUUGCCAAUAUUGUCACAAAAUCUCCCUGCAGAAUGAAGUUGUUUGACAAAGUGUUUCCCUGGUGAUUUGGCUGCAGAUGAAAAUGUCUUUAGCAAUAAAAUUCUGUGCUCGGGUCUCAGCUCUCUGUGCUCAUCAAUCAGCAAAUGACAUACCAAGGAUCUUUUUUGCUGGAUUAGCUAAUAUGGUGGGGAAAACAUGUCAGACAUUGAUAUUCCUUUGAAUUUCUAUACAUAGGGAUUUUUCCACUCUUUAAGGCACCUUAUUUAUUUAAAAAUACCUGUUUUGUUGUCUGCAGCUUCCUUUAGUAAUCAAUAAUGCUGCAAUAGGAUUAAUGCAAAACUGUUUUUUAUGUAAGCAGAUUGUCUUGCCUAGAGAUAUUGCCUGCUGUCAGAAAGCCGCUGUCAGUCUCAGGGAAGGAAGAGGCAAUGCAUGUGAUGGCAGUGCUUCUACCCUUAGUGCACUGGAGAUGCACAUCCUUUGUGCUUAAUUUAUGAAUGUUUUGCCAACAAAUGGCAUUUUCUGGAAUUUUUGUGACCGUGUCUGCAUUGUAAACAUAAUUUAGUUGGGGAUAAUUACGUCCUUUAUCUGCUAUCCUUUCAUGAAGUAUCAUUAAUGAUUUUAGGAAGUUCAGGUACGCAGCUGAAAAGGAAUAAAUCACCUUACAGUUUAAUUACCUCUGAUAUAACAGCAGCAAGUACCUUCUGGGAAGCUGCCUCCUGUGUUACUCAAUGACUGUCAGUGAUGAAGCUGUGUUGCUUAGCGGAUGCUCGAUUAAGGAGAUUGGUUCACAGUGUUUUAUGCUACAUCUGUUGCUGCCGCUACUGAAUUUUAUAAAGGUAUUCAAUACCUAUAAAAAUAUGACAGAUGUCAGUAAUAACUGUUACUCCAUACUUACUUUUUAAGGAAAAAAUGGGAGCUUAGUGCAGUUCGCAUAAAGAUGUAUAUGAAAUGUUUAACGUGAAAUCCUUUUAAAUUCUUAAAUUCGAUUUUUGGAACAAUUUUAUGAGAUUCCAGGAAAUAUCUUAAGAUACAGAUCCCCUCUGUGUAAAGUUUGUCCAUCUGCUGAGGAAAAUAUUAAGGGAAGAGUCAUUCAGUUUUCUAUUAAAUGUCUCAAAACUGAGUCCCUCCUAUUCAGAUCCAACCGCCUGUGAGGCAAAAAGAAAGCACAGGUGAAAAGAUGAGUACCCUAUAUUUAAAAAAAAAAGAAAAAAAAAAAGAUGAAGUGCUGAAAAAUGUGGAAAGGAAGAAAGAAGGCAGAAAAGUAGUAAAGAGGAAAGACCAGUAAGAAAGCGAAGGCUUACGAACUAGAAAUAGGAACAGCUCCACUUUUCGACAGGGAAGAUAAAUGAGGAGAAUCAGCUGUUUAGGCAAAGAGGAGAGGUAGAGAGGAAGUGCAGCAAAAGCAGAAAAGCAAAGAAUUUAGCAAAAGCACCAAAUAAUGAAAAAAAUGGGAUAUAAAAAGCUAUUAGCUGCCUGUUCCUUCUAUAAACAGUUCAAUUUUGGGAGAGAGGGAUGAUAGGCAAAAGUCAAAUUCACAACCCAAGUUACAUUUUCUUAUUUGUUCUUUUCUUAGGACUCUGCAUUUCUUUUAUUUUUGCAUUCACCAAAUCUGUUUUGGAUAAACUGCUCUUCUUUUAAUACCGCUGUGUUGCUAAGAUGUGUGACUCCUUCAAAACAUUUGAAUAAUAUUUUUUCCAGAAUGUAGCAUUUGCAGGAUCUCGCAUUUAUGUAGAUGCGUGAGAAUGUGCAAAUCCUUGGCAGCACUGUGGGCUGGCCUUCUAUUUGCCACUUAGCAAAGGUGAGCCAGAACAGGACAAAAGCCCAACCUGUUCUGAGUGGUGCAGGAGCACAGCUGUGCUCUCUGGAGCCUUCUCUUGAGGAUCACAGUGCAUGCCCUGCCCUCUACUUGGGGAAGUUUCCUUAGGGCAGCAGUCCAAACAUUGUUAAUGCUUCACAGGUUAGUGUAACAGGGUAGUGUUAACCAAUAGCCAGUUUCAGCCUUUAAUUCAUAGUCUAUAGCAAUAAGAGUACAUUCUGUUUCAAAGGAUGUUUUCUUUUAAGGAAAAAUGAUUUUUAUUUUUUUUUUUUUCUGAAUUUAGGAGGUGGGAGUUAGGCAGCACUUAAUGUAUUGACUGCAGUGAGAGAAAAUUUGAGCAUAAGGCACAGAGACAUGUAGGUUGAGUUUAGAUGAACACAUUUGUCUGUGAAAAAUUAUAUACUGCCUCAACCAAAAGGACUUCUUUCCUUCUGAAAAUAAAUGUUUUCUCCCAUGUAUUGAGAGAUGUUACAGAUCUCCCACUGUAACAGUGGAGUUUUCAUACAUAUAUGCAUAAGUGCUAUUAAACUAAUGUUUGCAGAAAUUAAUGGACUCCUUUAAAAAAGUAUCUUUUUGCCUUCAAAUGUAUGGUUUUAUUUCGUUAUUUUAUCGUGGAGCUGUGAGCCCAUGGCCUCUGCUUCUUUGUUCUGCCCGAAUUAAACAGUGCACUCACAGCCGUGCUCUCUUCCUUACUAAAAAUAAUUUCCAAAGAAAUCAUUGAGAAAGGGUGUGAGAAUAUCUGAUCUAAAAUUACCAGUUCUUUCACUGGGAUAAUAUCUGAAGAAUAUAGUAAAGAAGAGAGUCAAGUUAAAUGAUAUCUUGUGUCUCUCCCAGGCCAGGAUUAAUGUAAGUACAGAAUGGAUAUAAUGUAAGAAAUGAUAAGCUAUAGUUGUGGCCCAGUUAAACAAAACAGAAAGUAAGGGAGGUGUUUUUUGGAAAAGGUCUAGCUCGGAGUAAAGCCUUGCUAUUUUGUCCUUGCCUUGCUGCCUUUAUUUUGACUGUCUGCAGCUGAUCUUCAGCAUCUUUAGUUGGUAGGGACAGCUUUUAAAAGGGAAAGCUGGUCAUAGGAACCAGCAUUUUCCAGCAAAGGGCAUUGUCUGUGUCUGGUCUACUUGGAAAUACCUACAAAAUGUGCUCUGUGUUUGU